Phacochoerus africanus (Common warthog) is the source of this 4611-nucleotide messenger RNA. It is a transcript of the gene KCNMA1, whose product is annotated as potassium calcium-activated channel subfamily M alpha 1. Gene Ontology annotation, cellular component: postsynaptic membrane. The coding region runs from base 366 to 3899 and encodes 1177 amino acids. Gene Ontology annotation, molecular function: large conductance calcium-activated potassium channel activity. Gene Ontology annotation, biological process: potassium ion transport; transmembrane transport. The record is from RefSeq and is a predicted model, not a curated record. Lineage: Eukaryota; Metazoa; Chordata; Mammalia; Artiodactyla; Suidae. The transcript is spliced from 28 exons.
ACCCCGGAGCGUGGGCGGCCGGCGGCGCCCCCUUGCUCUCCACGCUCCGGGCCGGCGUAGCGGGGGUUGAGCCGGGAGUGGGCCGGGGAGGGGAGCUGCCCGCGCACUCCGUCCCCCUCCCCCCAAGGCGGGCGGGCCGGCGGCCGGGGGGAGGGCGGGCGGCGGCGGCCCGCUGUAUAUAUCUCCGCGCACCCCGCCAGGUCGCGCACAGCGCCCCGAGCCCAGGCACUUCCCCGCCCCCUCCUCGCGCUCCGCGGCGGCGGCGGCAGCAGUAGCGGCAAUAUGGCUGUUGAUGGGUGUUCGGGGUGGCGCUGGCGGCGGGAGGAGCUCCCCCGAGCCCCUGCGCCGGCUGCCCGUUGCUAGCUAUGGCAAAUGGUGGCGGCGGCGGCGGCGGCAGCAGCAGCGGCGGCGGCGGCGGCGGCGGCGGAGGCAGCAGUCUUAGAAUGAGUAGCAAUAUCCACGCGAACCAUCUCAGCCUAGACGCGUCCUCCUCCUCCUCUUCCUCCUCUUCUUCUUCCUCCUCCUCCUCUUCCUCCUCGUCCUCGGUCCACGAGCCCAAGAUGGAUGCGCUCAUCAUCCCGGUGACCAUGGAGGUGCCGUGCGACAGCCGGGGCCAACGCAUGUGGUGGGCUUUCCUGGCCUCCUCCAUGGUGACUUUCUUCGGGGGCCUCUUCAUCAUCCUGCUCUGGCGGACGCUCAAGUACCUGUGGACCGUUUGCUGCCACUGCGGGGGCAAGACGAAGGAGGCCCAGAAGAUUAACAAUGGCGCAAGCCAGGCGGAUGGCACUCUCAAGCCAGUGGACGAAAAGGAGGAGGUGGUGGCAGCCGAGGUCGGCUGGAUGACCUCCGUGAAAGACUGGGCAGGGGUGAUGAUAUCUGCCCAGACACUGACCGGCAGAGUCCUGGUUGUCUUAGUCUUUGCUCUCAGCAUUGGUGCACUUGUAAUAUACUUCAUAGAUUCGUCAAACCCAAUAGAAUCCUGCCAGAAUUUCUACAAAGAUUUCACAUUACAGAUCGACAUGGCUUUCAACGUGUUCUUCCUUCUCUACUUUGGCUUGCGGUUCAUUGCAGCCAACGAUAAGCUGUGGUUCUGGCUGGAAGUGAACUCUGUAGUAGAUUUCUUCACGGUCCCUCCUGUAUUUGUGUCUGUGUACUUAAACAGAAGUUGGCUUGGUUUGAGGUUUUUAAGAGCUCUCAGACUGAUCCAGUUUUCAGAAAUUUUGCAGUUUCUGAAUAUCCUGAAAACAAGUAAUUCCAUCAAGCUGGUGAAUCUGCUCUCCAUAUUUAUCAGCACAUGGCUGACAGCAGCCGGGUUCAUCCAUUUGGUGGAGAAUUCAGGGGACCCAUGGGAAAAUUUCCAAAACAACCAGGCUCUCACCUACUGGGAAUGUGUCUACUUGCUCAUGGUGACCAUGUCCACUGUGGGUUAUGGAGAUGUUUAUGCAAAAACCACACUCGGGCGCCUCUUCAUGGUCUUCUUCAUCCUCGGGGGACUGGCCAUGUUUGCCAGCUACGUCCCUGAAAUCAUAGAGUUAAUAGGAAACCGCAAGAAAUACGGGGGCUCCUAUAGUGCGGUUAGUGGAAGAAAGCACAUUGUGGUCUGUGGACACAUCACUCUGGAGAGCGUUUCCAACUUCCUAAAGGACUUUCUUCACAAGGACCGGGACGACGUCAACGUGGAGAUCGUCUUUCUUCACAACAUUUCCCCUAACCUGGAGCUUGAAGCUCUGUUCAAACGACAUUUUACUCAGGUGGAAUUUUAUCAGGGUUCAGUCCUUAAUCCACAUGAUCUUGCAAGAGUCAAGAUAGAGUCAGCAGAUGCCUGCCUAAUCCUUGCCAAUAAGUACUGCGCAGACCCUGAUGCUGAAGAUGCCUCCAACAUCAUGAGAGUCAUCUCCAUAAAGAACUACCAUCCCAAGAUAAGAAUCAUCACUCAGAUGCUGCAGUAUCACAACAAGGCCCAUCUGCUAAACAUCCCAAGCUGGAACUGGAAAGAGGGAGAUGAUGCAAUCUGCCUCGCCGAGCUGAAGCUGGGGUUCAUCGCCCAGAGCUGCCUGGCUCAAGGCCUCUCCACCAUGCUCGCCAACCUCUUCUCCAUGAGGUCAUUCAUAAAGAUUGAGGAAGACACGUGGCAGAAAUACUACUUGGAAGGAGUCUCAAAUGAAAUGUACACAGAAUAUCUCUCCAGUGCCUUCGUGGGUCUGUCCUUCCCUACUGUUUGUGAGCUGUGCUUUGUGAAGCUCAAGCUUCUCAUGAUAGCCAUUGAAUACAAGUCCGCCAACCGAGAGAGUCGUAUAUUAAUUAAUCCUGGAAACCAUCUUAAGAUCCAAGAAGGUACUUUAGGAUUUUUCAUCGCAAGUGAUGCCAAAGAAGUUAAAAGGGCAUUUUUUUACUGCAAGGCCUGUCAUGAUGACAUCACAGAUCCCAAAAGAAUAAAAAAAUGUGGCUGCAAACGGCUUGAAGAUGAGCAGCCAUCAACACUGUCACCCAAAAAAAAGCAGCGGAACGGAGGCAUGCGGAAUUCGCCCAGCUCCUCGCCCAAGCUGAUGAGGCAUGACCCCUUGUUAAUCCCUGGCAAUGAUCAGAUUGACAACAUGGACUCCAACGUGAAGAAGUACGACUCUACGGGGAUGUUUCACUGGUGUGCACCCAAGGAGAUAGAGAAAGUCAUCCUGACGCGUAGCGAAGCCGCCAUGACCGUCCUGAGUGGCCAUGUGGUGGUCUGUAUCUUUGGCGACGUCAGCUCAGCCCUGAUUGGCCUCCGGAACCUGGUGAUGCCCCUGCGUGCCAGCAACUUUCAUUACCACGAGCUCAAGCACAUCGUGUUUGUGGGUUCCAUCGAGUACCUCAAGAGGGAAUGGGAGACGCUUCAUAACUUCCCCAAAGUGUCCAUAUUGCCGGGUACGCCAUUAAGUCGGGCUGAUUUAAGGGCCGUCAACAUCAACCUCUGUGACAUGUGCGUUAUCCUGUCAGCCAAUCAGAAUAAUAUUGAUGAUACUUCGCUGCAGGACAAGGAAUGCAUCUUGGCGUCACUCAACAUCAAAUCUAUGCAGUUUGAUGACAGCAUCGGGGUCUUGCAGGCUAAUUCCCAAGGAUUCACACCUCCAGGAAUGGACAGAUCCUCUCCAGAUAACAGCCCGGUGCACGGGAUGUUACGCCAGCCAUCCAUCACGACUGGAGUCAACAUCCCCAUCAUUACUGAACUAGUGAAUGAUACUAAUGUCCAGUUUUUGGACCAAGAUGAUGACGAUGACCCGGACACAGAACUGUACCUCACGCAGCCCUUUGCAUGUGGGACAGCGUUUGCCGUCAGCGUCCUGGAUUCACUCAUGAGCGCGACAUACUUCAAUGACAACAUCCUUACCCUGAUACGGACCUUGGUGACCGGAGGAGCCACACCGGAGCUGGAGGCUUUGAUUGCCGAGGAGAACGCGCUGCGCGGGGGCUACAGCACCCCCCAGACGCUGGCCAAUCGGGACCGCUGCCGCGUGGCCCAGUUAGCACUGCUGGAUGGGCCCUUUGCGGACCUGGGGGAUGGUGGUUGUUAUGGUGAUCUGUUCUGCAAAGCUCUGAAAACAUAUAAUAUGCUUUGUUUUGGAAUUUACCGGCUGAGAGAUGCUCACCUCAGCACCCCCAGCCAGUGCACAAAGAGGUAUGUCAUCACCAACCCCCCGUACGAGUUUGAGCUCGUGCCGACGGACCUGAUCUUCUGCUUAAUGCAGUUUGACCACAACGCCGGCCAGUCCCGGGCCAGCCUCUCCCAUUCCUCCCACUCGUCCCAGUCCUCCAGCAAGAAGAGCUCCUCUGUUCACUCUAUCCCAUCCACAGCCAACCGGCAGAACCGGCCCAAGUCCCGGGAGUCCCGCGACAAACAGAAAAAAGAAAUGGUUUACAGAUGAACCGGAUAAUGCCUAUCCCAGAAACAUUCAAAUCAAGCCCAUGAGUACCCACAUGGCUAACCAGAUCAACCAAUAUAAAUCCACAAGCAGCUUGAUUCCACCAAUCAGAGAAGUUGAAGAUGAAUGUUGACUCCCAGGAGACCAGGACUAUUUUUUUAAAGCCUGACAAACUUCAUAAAUGGUGACGUGACUUUUCUUCCUCUUACAUGCUGAAUCACUGGUGGAAACGUUAGGCGAAGCAAGAAUUGCAAGAAAAAUAAAGUAGACAGAUCUUUCUUUUUGUCUGCCUUGAAUAUUGCUUCCAUGUAUUUUGGAAAAGAAAAUGAUUUCAUUUAUAAAUGAACAUACUAAAAUAGUCAUGUAUAGCCUCUAGCAUUUUAAAUUAUUUUUAUUUAUUAGAAAGAAAAUAUAUUUUUUCUUUUUUUUUCAUUGUCAAAUAUCUUCCCUAUAUCUAACAAUGCAAAAUCAAAAUGAGUAAGUGGCCAGACUCCUUAAUGCAUAUUUAUCUUCUUUCUCUCUUUUUCUUUGAGGAGAAUGAUGGUCACCACCACAGUUAAUCGUAAUCAAGGGAAAUGGAUUAUUUAAACAAUUUUAAAAUGGUCCAAUAAUGUAAACAUGUAUUUUAAUAAAUUAAAAAAAGACAAAAGGGGGCAGGUGAAUUUCCUGGAUGGGUGUGUAUUUUGGCUGCAUUGACACCAGCUCUUAAUAAAUG